Molecule: messenger RNA, 2619 nt
Organism: Oryza brachyantha (malo sina)
Lineage: Eukaryota; Viridiplantae; Streptophyta; Magnoliopsida; Poales; Poaceae
Product: senescence-induced receptor-like serine/threonine-protein kinase
Exons: 12
Coding region: 1-2619 (872 amino acids)
Biological process (GO): protein phosphorylation
Molecular function (GO): protein kinase activity; protein binding; ATP binding
Source: RefSeq, a predicted model, not a curated record
AUGGCGCUCCUGGUUUGCUUUGCGGUACUCGUGUUGGCUGCGGUUCAGGGUGUAGUUGGUCAGAAAGGUUUUUGUUCUUUACCUGGCUUUCUAAGCAUCGACUGCGGCCUGGAGGACGCCAACAGCGGCUACAAGGAAGAGCGCACCGGCAUCGUCUACGUCUCCGACGGCCCGUACGUCGACUCCGGCGAGAACCACCGGGUCUCUCCCGAGGCGGAGCGCGGACGGGAGCGUCGUUACGCGACCCUGAGGAGCUUCCCCUCCGGCGUGCGGAACUGCUACUCGCUGCCCACCGUCGCCGGGGCCAAGUACCUGGUCCGGGCCAGGUCCUUCUACGGCAACUACGACGGCGCCAACAGCUCGGCGACGCUGCAGUUCGACCUCUACCUCGGCGUGAACUACUGGGACACCGUCUACGCCGACCGCGACGAGAUCUACGAGCUGCUGUUCGCGGCGUGGGCGAGCUGGGCGCCGCUGUGCCUCCUCAACACCGGCCGCGGCACGCCGUUCGUCUCCUUCGUGGAGCUGAGGACCCUCGGCAACGACCUCUACCACCCGGACCUCACGGCCAGCCACUUCAUGUCCUUGUAUGAGCGUGGCAACUUGGGCUCAAACACUUCUAGCAUCACACGGUACCCUGACGAUCCGUACGACCGGUUCUGGUGGCAGACGAGAGCCGAUCCAACGUGGAGGAAUAUCUCAACGACGUUGGCUAUCGAGCAGAGUUACAACUACGCGGAGCCCACCCCAAUCGCGCAGACCGCCGUCGAGGCGGCGGCGGCGGCCGGGAAUGACACGGCGGUGCUCACCAUCGAGCGGCGGCAGGACAGGGCGGAGCACAAGUUCAUGGUGCUCCUGCACUUCGCCGACUUCCAGAACAGCAAGCUCCGGCAGUUCACCAUCGUCAUAAGCGACGACAAGCCGUACCUCUACACCCCGGCCUACCUGAAGGCCGAGACCAUCGGCAACGACGACUGGUACAGCGCCCAGAAUGGCAUGAUCACCAUCACGCUCGCCGCCACCAAUGCGUCCAAGCUGCCGCCGAUGCUCAAUGCGUUCGAGAUCUACACUCUCGUCUCCCAGGACAAUGCAACCACGUUCCCGAGAGACUUUGACGCGAUCAUGGCAAUUAAACUUGAGUAUGGUAUAAAGAAGAAUUGGAUGGGAGAUCCGUGUUUCCCUGAAGAACUUGGCUGGGAAGGUGUUAAAUGCAGCAUUGCCAGUGGUAAUAACACUAAGAGGAUAAUAUCUUUGGAUCUCUCCAACAGUAACUUGCAUGGGGUGAUAUCUAAAAACUUCACAUUGCUCACAGCACUCGAGUAUUUGACUUUGUCAGGCAACCAACUGAGCGGACCAAUUCCUAAUGCUCUCUGUCAGAACAAUAAUGGCUCAUUAGUUUUCAGGUUCGAUUCUGAUAUAGAUAUGUGUAAUCCACAUCGGCCAGCGCCAAGAAAAAAGGCAAACAAAGCAGCUACACUAGCUAUUUCGGUAGUGGUUCCUGUUAUAGCAAUUGCUGCUCUUGUUCUUGCCUAUUUGAUCUGGAGACAUAAAACAAAGCCCAGCAGUUCGUUUUCUACAGCUCAUUCUCCGAGAGAACUGGAACCUGAGAUUUCUCCAGCAAGUAGAAAAGAUCAUGGGGUUGCCUUACAAAAAAUUGAAAAUCGCCGAUUCACGUACAAGGAGCUUGAAAAUUUAACCGAUAAGUUUGAACGGUUCAUAGGACAAGGAGGUUUCGGACUCGUGUACUAUGGUCGUCUAGAAGAUGGUACUGAGGUUGCCGUCAAGAUGCGUUCUGAAUCGUCCUCUCAUGGGCUUGACGAAUUUUUUGCCGAGGUCCAAAGCUUGACAAUGGUUCACCAUAGGAAUUUAGUUUCAUUAGUUGGUUAUUGCUGGGAGAAGGAACAUUUUGCACUGGUUUAUGAGUACAUGCCUGGAGGCAGUCUUUACGAUCAUCUGCGAGGUAAUCAUGGUGUUAGUGGAACAUUGGAUUGGAGAACACGUGUCAGAGUUGUGAUUGAAGCUGCACAAGGCUUGGAUUAUCUACACAAAGGGUGUAGUUUACCAAUAAUUCAUCGAGAUGUGAAGACCCAAAACAUUCUAUUAGGUCAUAACUUGCAAGCUAAAAUAGCGGAUUUUGGACUUUGCAAGACUUAUCUUAGUGAAACACAAACUCAUAUAUCAGUUGCUCCAGCUGGGUCAGCAGGUUACAUGGACCCCGAGUAUUACCACACUGGCCGAAUCACUGAGAGUAGUGAUGUUUAUAGCUUCGGCGUUGUUCUCCUAGAGAUAGUUACAGGUGAAUCUCCUAUACAGCCAGGACAAGGACAUAUUAUUCAGCGUGUGAAAAAGAAGAUUGCUAGUGGUAACAUCAGCUUGCUUGUCGACACACGACUCAGAGGUGCCUAUGAAGUCAGCUCCAUAUGGAAGGUGGUUGAUACCGCAUUACGGUGCACGGAUGAUGUUGCUUCUCAAAGGCCAACAAUGGCUGCUGUAAUUGUGCAGCUUAAGGAGAGCCUGGCAUUGGAGGAAGCUUGGGAAUAUAGUGGCUUUCAGGGAAGCACAAAGACACCAAGUGAAACCACAAUUUCGACGUCAACAUUUGCUCCAUCAGCAAGAUGA